Cydia pomonella (codling moth) is the source of this 4196-nucleotide messenger RNA. Its product is annotated as GMP reductase 1-like. The coding region runs from base 112 to 1152 and encodes 346 amino acids. NCBI's taxonomy places the organism in Eukaryota, Metazoa, Arthropoda, Insecta, Lepidoptera, Tortricidae. Gene Ontology annotation, molecular function: GMP reductase activity. The record is from RefSeq and is a predicted model, not a curated record. The transcript has 8 exons. Gene Ontology annotation, biological process: nucleotide metabolic process. Gene Ontology annotation, cellular component: GMP reductase complex.
AAGAACCCUGGCAACCCUCAUCACAAAACCGUCAGUCGAUAUCGCGCGCGAGAGGGGACGCGCGUUCGCGGCAAAAUAACUCAUCGCACAAAUAUCGGUUAAACACUCAAAAUGCCCAACAUUAUCAACGAGGUUAAAUUAGACUUUAAGGAUGUACUCCUUCGGCCUAAGCGAAGCACGCUCAGAAGCAGGAACGAUGUGGAUCUCCACCGGGAGAUCACGUUCCGGAAUUCCGGACAGACGUACCGGGGAGUCCCGGUCAUGGCCAGCAACAUGGACACCGUCGGGACUUUUGAAAUGGCGAGGGAAUUGUCGAAGCACGGCCUCUUCACAUGUAUACACAAAUAUUACUCGAUAGAUGACUGGAAGAAAUUCGCAGAAGAACACGCAGAGUGCUUGGAACACAUGGCCGCCAGCUCGGGCACUGCCGAAGCAGACUACAACCGUCUGACCGAAAUUCUGGACACAAUAAAGGACCUCAAAUUCAUCUGUCUGGACGUUGCCAAUGGAUAUUCGCAACACUUCGUCGAGUAUGUGAGGAAAGUGCGGGCGGCGUAUCCGAAACACACCAUUAUUGCCGGCAAUGUAGUAACUGGAGAGAUGGUAGAAGAAUUAAUUUUAUCCGGAGCAGAUAUCAUUAAGGUCGGCAUCGGUCCUGGUUCGGUGUGCACUACCCGCAUCAAAACCGGCGUGGGCUACCCGCAGCUGUCCGCCGUCAUAGAAUGUGCCGACGCUGCGCAUGGCCUCAAAGGACACAUCAUUUCCGACGGCGGCUGCACCUGCCCCGGCGACGUAGCCAAGGCCUUCGGCGCGGGCGCUGACUUCGUGAUGGCGGGCGGAAUGUUCGCCGGCCACGACCAGUGUGGGGGGGACGUCGUCACCAAACCUGAUGGGAGGAAGGUGAAGCUGUUCUACGGGAUGGCUUCUGCGACUGCUAUGGAGAAACACUCGGGGGGUGUGGCGGAUUAUAGGUCUUCUGAAGGUAAAACCGUAGAAGUAUCCUACCGUGGCGACGUUGGCGUCACCGUGAAGGACAUCCUCGGCGGGCUGCGCUCGGCGUGCACGUACGUCGGCGCCGCCAAACUACGCGAGCUGUCGCGCCGCGCCACCUUCAUACGCUGCAGCCGGCAGGUCAACGACACCUUCUCAUAAUUUAUGGGGCCUUAGUACUCGAUCCUUGCCAACUAUCUACGUUUUUUUCAUCUUCAACGGUGGCAGAUGUCUAAAUAUUUAAAAAACACAUUUCGUAACUGACUUUUCGUAACUGGUUACGAAAUGGGACCAGAAAUAUGCGUACUUACGUUAUGUACUAAAGCUCUGAUUUCCUAGGACAGCGAUGCCGUCAUAUAGACGUCUCCAUACAAAAUACUACUCAUCCAUAUUUAGCCGUAGGUAUUAUUUUGUAUGGAGACGGCCGCUAUAUGAAGGCACCGCUAUUCUAGAAAAUCAGAGCUUAACCGCAACACUCUUAUCUGACCAUCAGUGCAUCUUGUAUUUACAGUUACAAAUUGUCACGCAUUAUGUAUUAAUCAAAACAGGCUAUGAAACUUAACUGAAUUUGGCAAGGGCAUAGACAAUUUUGCUUUUAAUUUUAAACUUGGUGAGUUAAAUAUCUUACUUCUUUGUACAGGUGGUAAGGUUUUUCAUUAAAGCUAAGCUGCGCUAAGUAUUUUUUCUUACAUUUAAGUGACACAAAGCUUUUAGCUUAGCUUGGCCGAUUUUAUAUAGUCCAGCUUAGUUCUGAUAGAAAACCAAUCUAAUUGAUGUAUCACAAAAAUGCAAACACAAGUACUUACAUACUUACUUCGUUGUAAUUUGUUUAAAUAUAAAUGCAAAGAGUAUUUUAAAUUUAAUUGAAUGAUUACAGCUGUAGCUUAAAAUGAUUUUUCACACAAAUUAAGUGUUGUAAGUGUUUGGACAAGGUCUGUUUUGAUUGUUUUUUUUUAGGAUUUCGUAGCCAAAUAUUUUUUUACUAUUCUACUGGUGCUAACACUUGAGUUUAUUUAAGCGGCCUUGCCCAACAGUUGGACUUGAGCUAGGAUAAUCAUACUAUAACUAUAAAAUGGGAAUCGACUAUGACGCAUAGCACAUUUAUUCAAACCUUAUUCCACAAAAUAUAUACAAUAAUGUGCAAAUAGCGGACUUAAUGCGAAAUGGCAUUCUCUACCAGUCAACCAGCGCCACACCGCUGACACAUACUUACAAUUGGUGCAAAGAAGAUUGGAGAUAUAAAUAGAAUGGCAAUGAAAAUUCAAAAUUAUUUUUUUCUAGAUGUUGGCUGCUGAAAUAUAUACAUAGAUGUUGGUAGAAAAUUUGAAGUGAAUGGUUACAAACAACUACAUAGAAUAGGUAAUAAUUGCCAACAGAGUGAUCAUUCGCAAAAACACUCAUAUGAGCGAAUAUGUACCUAUGGGUGAAUGUGAUUUAAGUUCACGACGCUUAAGUUACUUAUAGGUACUUUGAACUAAUAGGUUUAAUUAAAUUAUCAGUGCGAAAAUAACAGUAACUAAUUUCAAUAUUCGUGCGUUACUUAUAGAUACUCCAUAACGCGUAGGUAUUUGUGCGUUAUGUGUGCCGUAGUAGAUUUUCAUAUUUACCUACUGACUAUAUAAGCUCUUAAUCUACUUAUCUCACGAUCUUUCUACGAUCGCUAAACAUUUUCGCUAGCUAGAACAAAUUAAAUAGCCUAGAAACAAAUAAAGUGCACUUGCUUUAAUCUGUACUUGUAGGUUAUGUAAUGUAACUAUAAAAAAAUAGGAAAUAUCUUUAAAUAUUUGUGGAUUAUUUGAUCCAUAAAAUUAAUGUCAAUAUAUGUUAGGGAGUGGAUCAGCUACACUCUAAUAAUGAGAACUAAAAAUUUACUACUCCAGAGCACACAGUCGCUGUGGCCGAAAUCGGUCAGGAAAGCAUCAUCAUACUCGUAAAAUUAAUGUUUGGAUUAUUAACCAUCCCAGUAGCUUCCAAAUCUUUCAAUAUUUUCAAUACUAAGGGACUUUAGUAGCAUUUACCGUCCACUUGCGGAAAAUAUCUCUUCCCUUGUGUAGAAUCAAUUAUGAUAUAGGUAAAAAACUUAAGUAAGUCACCUGUUGUAUGUAGUUGUGACGUGUUCGAAUAGACAUUUGUUUUGUUUGUGGGUGUCUUUUAAACAUGUAUUGUCUAUUCAAACACGUCACAACUACAUACAACAGGUGACUUACUUAAGUUUUUUACCUAUACCUAGUGUAUGGUGGGGCUAAAAUUUCUGCAGGAAAAAAGUCCUUUAAGCAUUUCAGAGUUUAAUAAACUAAGUAAUCGAACACUACAGACUUUAUUAUUCUCAGAUAAUUCAUAUUAUAACAGCGUAAAUGUUUGUGUAAUCCUACAUAUUACAUGUAUUAUAUUUAGAAGGAACAAGAAACCAAUAAUCUGGCAAUUUUAACAUUGUUCAAUUUAUAAUUAUAAUAUUACUAUUAAAAUAUUUUCCAAUUCAUACCAGACUAAAAGUUGGUUUCGUUUAGCAUAUUCCCUUUUCCUCAGUUUCCUAACACGUUACGGACUAGUUACGAAACUGCGUAGCGUGCGUGUGUAUAUGUGAUUUGUCGACGAUGGUACAUCUCACGACCUCCAAUUUAGUGACAUCAAGUCGUCUGUAACUGUCAAAAGUUUAUAUGGGUGCGUGGGUGAAUAUACCUACCCACAUUAUUUUCAGGUUAAUAUGUGCAAGGAAGUGUAAUUUUAAUAGUCAAUUUUUUAUAAAUGUAGGUGCCCUUUUAAUAGGCAAAAUUAUCUCGUUCCCUUAAUCGUUUUAAAUUAAGUCAAACUGGUUGAACAUGAGUGUUAAUGCUGCUGUAUCUUUAAUUUCCUGUGUCAGAAAAAGCUAGACUUUAUUUUUGAAAUGUCAUUUGAGUAAUAUAUAUAUUUUUAUGCGUAUGUUGUAUUACUUUUAUUAAUACUGUACUUAUGUUGAUUAUAUGAAGAAUGCACAAUAUACAAGUUAAAUAUUGAAAUGCUGAGUACAAGUUGCAAAAGAUUUUUUAAGCUAAUUUUAGUUUUGACUUAUGUUUUAUUUUUUAAGUAAACUCUAAUGAAAAGAUGGAUAAAAUAAGGCGUGGCUAUUUUAAAACGCUAUAUACUUAAAGAUAUUUAUAUUCCUAAUCAUCGUUUAGCAUAACCACGUCUUAAAUCGAUGUUUUCUUAAAAUAUAGUUGUUAGACUUA